UGCCUUGAAUUUUGAAUCUCUAUGGUUGUGACGGGAAGUGCCCCGAGAGCUGAAAGUUUUUCCUUCUUUGCGUCAACUUUCUCCAAAAUUUGUCUUUUAUGUGGAGGUUUGCGGCCACUAAGUGAUUAUAUGUCAGAAUAUACGCUAUGAUAAAAGUGCGACUUGAAGGAGAGUUUGUGGAGUAAAACGAAAGUUUCGGUUCUGAUGGACGAAGAAAGUUACAAGGAACCGAGGAAGGAGCCGAGGAAAGAUUUAAGGAAAACUACGUGGACAAAACUAACAAAGACAAAAACGGAUAACCAACGGUGUUAAGAUCUGGGAUAAAGUGAAUGACUCAGUGGACGUAGAGAUGGAUGGAGAGAAGGAGCGAGAGAGAGAGCAAAGGGAGGAAAAGGACAGCAAUGAGGCUGAGGAGGAGAAGACAAGUGACUGUGAUGCUGAUAACGAAGAAGAGGAAGAGGAGGAUUCAGAGAGCGCCGCUCUAGUGUGGCAGGAAAGCUACGAUAAAGACAGUCUGCACCUUCCCAUCAUGCACUGGGAGGCACUCAGCCUGCGCAUCGCUGAGCUGGAGAAACAAGAAGAGGAGAAGAAAGAGAAGAUGGCGAAGAGUCCCAGUGACUCGCCUCUGAACCGAUGCAGAGCUCCGCUGAGCUGGACAGAAGAACGAGGGAGGAGGGCGGAGAGCUGGGAUGACGGCGACAAUGUCUACAACAGCCAUGUGAUGGCACUCACCUCCCGUCUUCAGACGCAGAUGAAUCUUCAGCUCUGCUUCAUCAACAAUAGUGAAAGUGAAGAAGAGGACGAGAAGCAAGUGGAAGUUGGCCAGAAGGAGAACUCCAGCACAAAGAAAGGGACUGUACACGUUCAUCAGCAUCCUCCACCUCCUGCAAAGCCGGAGAAACCUAAAGCAUCCAAAGGUUUCAGGAACACUCUCAGGAUCCUGCGGGACAAACUGAGAACAGACCAUAAACCACAUACUCCAGCUCACGAUCCCGUUGCCCAGCAAAGACGUUUGAGCCUCAGUGAUUUACAGAGUUUCAGUGUCAAGGAUUUAAACUCUCUGUGCGCAUCGCUAAGCCAGGCCAUACAAGACCUUAGUUCGGAGCUGGUGGGUCGUCUUCAGAUUCGGGACCAGCUGAGGACAGAGCAGGAUGCCUUGCUGCUGGAGGUCCAGGAUUUGACAUCACUCUGAAUCUGGUGAUUCCAAGUCCAGUGAGCCCUGGUGAAGUCAGACAUCUCAGCCAAUCACUGUGAGGAAUCGUUCACACCUUCAAAGAACUUCUACACUCGGAUACAAAGGGAUUUUUUUUAUUUUGUUCUAUUUUCUUUAGG
Molecule: messenger RNA, 1332 nt
Organism: Thalassophryne amazonica
Lineage: Eukaryota; Metazoa; Chordata; Actinopteri; Batrachoidiformes; Batrachoididae
Product: schwannomin-interacting protein 1
Exons: 8
Coding region: 350-1192 (280 amino acids)
Biological process (GO): positive regulation of hippo signaling
Cellular component (GO): plasma membrane; cell junction
Source: RefSeq, a predicted model, not a curated record